Messenger RNA from Rhinichthys klamathensis goyatoka, 2265 nucleotides. RefSeq names its product alpha-L-iduronidase (gene idua). The coding region runs from base 166 to 2103 and encodes 645 amino acids. The record is from RefSeq and is a predicted model, not a curated record. Gene Ontology annotation, biological process: carbohydrate metabolic process. Lineage: Eukaryota; Metazoa; Chordata; Actinopteri; Cypriniformes; Leuciscidae. Gene Ontology annotation, molecular function: L-iduronidase activity; protein binding. The transcript has 14 exons.
GUGUACCAACUUUUCUGAAGAGAGCAGAUGGAGACUCGUACAUCUUAUGAGCACAGAAGUUGGGGAAAAUAUUUUUUUAACGUCACCGAAUACGAUUUCUGAAAUUUUAAACAUAAGAUAAUAUGUCUAUGAAGUUGUUAAGUGAAAGACACGUAAAGUGAGUUUAUGUUUACAAGUGACGUCAGCAGCAUGCAUAGAUGUGAACACAGUUCGUUCACAUGGACAGUGUUUAUAUCAUUCCUGAUGAUAAAACAGCUGCAGUCUGUUAUAUCAUCAUCUGUGGAGGUUCAAGUGAAUGUUGACAAGCAGCUACGAAACUUGAAGCACUUUUGGAGAAGCACUGGAUUCUGCCCUCCACUGCCACACACUGAUGCACUCCUGUACGAUCUCAGUCCAGACCAGCAGAUGAAUCUGGCGUUGAUCGGCUCUGUGCCACACAGAGGGAUCCAGCAGGUGCGGAUACACUGGAUGCUGGAGCUGGUGUCCGCACGAGUUAACAGUGGAGAAUAUCACUACAACUUCACUCACUUAGACCAGCUGAUUGACCUUCUCUGGCAGAACGGACUGCAGCCGGGGUUUGAACUGAUGGGCAGUGUGUCCAACACCUUCAGCAACUUUGAAGACAAAAGACAAGUUACUGAAUGGAGAAAUUUGGUCUAUUUGAUCGCCAAAAGAUACAUAGGGAAAUAUGGCCUCAGAUUUGUCUCUCAGUGGAACUUCGAGACGUGGAAUGAGCCGAACAACCACGACUUUGACAACAUCACUGUGUCAAUCCAAGGGUUUCUAAACUAUUACGACGCCUGCUCUGAGGGCCUUCGUGCAGCGAGUCCAGUCUUGAAGUUCGGGGGUCCGGGAGACUCCUGUCGUUCUCCACCCCGCUCGCUGUACUGCUGGGAGAUGCUGCAGCACUGUUACAACGGCACAAACUACUUUACUGGAGAGACCGGCGUACGGCUAGACUACAUCGCACUACACAAGAAGGGAGGUGGAAGCUCGCUGCCCAUCCUGCAGCAGGAAGUGGCCACUGUACGCGAGAUCCAGCAGCGGUUUCCUCAGUUUGGUUCUGUACCGAUCUACAAUGACGAGGCUGAUCCGCUGGUUGGCUGGAACAAACCGCUCACCUGGAGAGCGGAUGUCACCUAUGCAGCCAUGGUGGUUAAGGUCAUCUCACAGCAUCAAAACCUGCUCAUCGCUGACCAGAACAGUACCGUCAACUACACGCUGCUUAGCAACGACAAUGCUUUCCUUAGUUACCACCCACACCCGUUUACCCAGCGCACGCUCACCGCUCGAUUCCAGAUCAACAACACAAACCCGCCACACGUGCAGUUUCUGCGGAAACCUGUCCUGACUGUGAUGGGCCUGUUGGCAUUGUUAGGUGAGACUCAGGUGCAGGCUGAGGUGUUGACUGUGAAUUCUUCAGUGGGUGUGUUGGCCACCGUUCACGUCCCUCAGGUGCGGUACACAGCCGAUAGCUGGCAGACCACCGUCCUGCUGUAUAACAGCAGAGAUAACCAGACCUCCUCCACCGCUGACAUCAUCAGUCUGCGUCUCGCUGGAAUACCUCAACGUGUGGGUCUGAUGUAUGUGACACACUACAUGGAUAAUAACGUGACAAACCCCUUUAAACUGUGGGAGAGCAUGGGCAGCCCUGACUAUCCCAAUGAACAGCAGUUCAAAACCCUGCGGAGCCAAGAGGACCCACAAACUGAUGGACCUCUGCCGGUCCCAUCCGAUGGCUCUCUGACGCUGAAGACAAUCCUCCCUGUCCCCUCAGUGCUGCUUGUACACAUAUGUGCCCAGUCUAAAGAAAAGCCCAACCAGGUGAACGGGGUGCGUUUCAUAACCGUCACCAAAGGACAAGUUCUGAUCAUUUGGAAGGAUCACUGCAUCGGCACGAAGUGUAUAAAGACAUACGAAGUGGAAUUUUCCAAAGAUGAGACCACUUUCCAGAGGAUUAAUCACAGAGACACUAUUUUCACAUACUUCACUUUUUCUCCAGAGAGUCUGGAGGUCAGGGGUUACUACAGAGUGAGAGCCGUGGAUUACUGGGGAAGAAAUGGAGAAUAUUCUGUCACAGAGAAAUAUUCAGAGAACCGGUAGUCUUGAUCAGCCAGACUUUUGACUGUCCACCAGGGUUAUUAUAGUUAAAGGGAUAGUUCACCCAAAAAUGAAAAUUGUUAUAAUUUCUCACCCUUAUGUCAUUCCAAACCCGUAAGUCUUUCAUUCAUCUUCAGAAAGAAAAUUAAGAUCUUUUUGAUGAAA